AUGGGACAUAUCCAAGUUGAUGGUUGUCCAGGUAUAAGGUUGGUGGAAGAAGGUCUGGUGCUAGUGACAAUAUCAUUGAGAUGUCUGAACCAUGGGCUCAAGGUUAUAGAAGUAAGAAUUCAAGAACUUCAACAGGAAGUCCACCAGUUACAAGAAAAAUUAGCAAUGAUGGAAAGUGGACUGAAAGAUUAUAACAAGCAGAUUGAACUAAGAGAACGAGAGAUAGAGCGACUGUCCAUUGCAUUGGAUGGUGGCCGCUCCCCUGAUAUCCUCUCUCUGGAGACCAAAAAUAAAACCAAUGAAAAGCUUAUUGCUCACUUAAAUAUUCAGGUUGACUUUCUUCAGCAAGCUAAUAAAGAACUGGAAAAGCAUAUACAAGAGCUUAUGGAAACCAAGGAAACAGUAACUACUGAAGUUGUUAACUUAAGUAACAAAAAUGAAAAACUCUGCCAAGAGUUAACUGAAAUAGACCAAUUAGCACAGCAGCUGGAAAGACAUAAAGAAGAAGUGCUGGAGACUGCUGAUAAAGAACUUGGGGAAGCAAAGAAAGAGAUUAAAAGAAAUCUCUCUGAAAUGCGGGAUCUUGAAGAAACAAUGGCAAAACUUCAACUGGAAUUAAACUUGUGCCAUAAAGAAAAAGAGAGACUGAGUGAUGAACUCCUUAUGAAAUCAGACCUGGAAACUGUUGUUCAUCAGCUUGAACAAGAAAAGCAAAGACUUACCAAAAAAAUUGAAAGUUUUGCAAUUACAGAAAGAGAACUUACUUUGGAAGUUGAGAGGAUGAGGCUAGAACAUGGAAUAAAACGUCGAGACAGGUCACCUUCUCGUUUAGAUACAUUCCUGAAAGGUAUAGAAGAAGAACGAGAUUUUUAUAAGAAAGAGCUAGAAAGACUCCAACAUAUAAUACAGCGAAGAUUUUACUCUACAAAUGCUGCACGUGAGAAAAUUCCAACAUUUAAAGCUCUAGAAAAGGGUGAUUACAAUUCAGACAUUCAUCUGAUCACAAGAGAAAGAGAUGAACUUCAGCAUAUGCUUGAAAGAUUUGAAAAACAUAUGGAAGAUAUUCAGUCCAAUGUUAAAUUAUUGACAGCAGAAAGAGAUAAACUAAGUGUCUUAUAUAAUGAAGCUCAGGAAGAAUUAUCUUCAUUAAGACAAGAAUCCACCCAAAGCACAGCUUCCCAAAAUAUUGCUAGUCUUAUGGAAAAGGAAAAAGAAGUUGCAUUAUCUGAGUUAAGGAGGAUUAUGGCAGAAAAGGAAGCUUUAAAAGACAAGUUAAAACAUCUCCAGGAAAUGAGUCUAUUUGGAAAAUCAGAAUUAGAGAAAACUAUCGAACAUCUGACAUGUGUUAAUCACCAGUUUGAAAAUGAAAACUGUGAAUUAAAGUCUAAAAUAUUAAUAAUGAAAGAAACAAUGGAGUCAUUAGAGAACAAAGCAAAACUUCAAGCUCAAAAACUUAACCACGUGGCUGGCGAUUCAUCUCUUCAGAAAACAGAAAUGAACACACUUAGGAUAGUAAAUGAGCAGCUACAGCGGUCACUUGAUGAUUAUCAGCAUCGACUUUCUAUGAAAAGAAAUGAACUUGAAUCAGCCCAAGCACAAACUAAAAUACUGGAGGAACAAAUAGGUAAACUACACCUUAAGAUGACUUCACAGGAUGAAGAGGCUCAUGUAAUGAAAAAGACCAUUGGUGUUAUUGAUAAAGAAAAAGACUUUCUUCAGGAGACUGUAGAUGAGAAAACAGAACUGAUUGCAAACUUGCAAGAAAACCUAGCUAAUAAAGAAAAAGCUAUUGCUCAGAUGAAGACAACAGUCUCAGAGUAUGAAUCUUCUCUGAAUCAGCUAAAGGAAACACUAACUAAUCGGGACCGUGAGAUAGGCAGCCUCCGACGCCAGCUUGAUGCAGUUCACAAAGAACUUGAUGAAGUAGGGAGGUCUAAAGAAAUAUCUUUUAAGGAAAAUAGAAGAUUACAAGAUGAUCUGGCUACAGUGGCAAGAGAAAACCAGGAAAUCUCUUUGGAAUUGGAAGCAGCAGUGCAAGAAAAAGAAGAAAUGAAGAGUAGAGUUCAUAAUUAUAUAACUGAGGUGUCACGAUGGGAGAGCCUGAUGGCUGCUAAGGAAAAAGAAAACCAAGAUUUGUUAGAUAGAUUUCAGAUGCUUCAUAACCGCGCUGGAGACUGGGAGGUCAAAGCCCAUCAAGCUGAGGGAGAAAGCAGCUCAGUUCGGCUGGAACUUCUUUCUAUUGACACGGAGAGGAGACACCUUCGUGAAAGAGUGGAGCUAUUAGAAAAAGAAAUUCAGGAGCACAUAAAUGCACAUCAUGCUUAUGAAUCUCAGAUCUCCUCAAUGACAAAGGCCAUAUCUAGAUUAGAAGAAGAGCUGAGACAUCAAGAAGAUGAAAAAGCAGCAGUAUUCAGUGAUAUGUCAUCUCUUAGAGAACUUUGUAUUAAGCUUGAUUCAGGCAAAGACAUUAUGACCCAACAAUUGAAUUCCAAAAACCUUGAAUUUGAGAAGGUAGUGGCUGAAUUAGAAAAUGUAAAAUCAGAAUCAGAGCUAUUAAAAAAACAACUGGCAAGUGAGAGACAUACAAUUAAAAACCUUGAAUUGUUGUUGGCUACGAAUAGAGAUAAAGAAUUUCAUUCUCAUUUAACCUCCCACGAGAAGGAUACAGAAAUUCAGCUACUUAAAGACAAGUUAACCCUUUCGGAAAGUAAACUAACUAGUCAGAGCCGGGAAAACACCAUGCUUCGGGCUAAAGUGGCACAAUUGCAAACAGAUCAUGAUGCUAUGAAAAGGCAGAUUUCAACUGAAAGAUAUGAACGGUAA
This is a messenger RNA of Hipposideros armiger (great roundleaf bat), 2823 nucleotides long. RefSeq names its product centrosomal protein 135 (gene CEP135). The record is from RefSeq and is a predicted model, not a curated record. NCBI's taxonomy places the organism in Eukaryota, Metazoa, Chordata, Mammalia, Chiroptera, Hipposideridae. Bases 1 to 2823 code for a protein of 940 amino acids. The transcript has 20 exons.